AUAUGCUCCUGUUAGCUGCAAAAGCAAUGGUGUACUAGUAACCCGAUGGUACCUUGACUAAAUCUUCCUGUGGGGAUCUUCAGCCGCUAGGACUUCCUGCAUCAACGCAAUCAUCGAUUGUUCCCAAUACACAUGUACUAUUACUAUGGCAUGUGGUGGAUGCAUCGGAGUUUGCAAGUUGUUUUGAUAUAUUAUCACAAGAAGCCAAAACCAUGAUGGAGACUCCAAACUAAGAAAGAUGGAAAUAAGGCGUAAUAACCACACUAGCUACGUAUUCAGGCCUGUCACUCUGUAGGUGAAUUAGCGAAUUUUCUUUCAGAGAAAAGAAAAUAUCGCAGAGCAGUAGAGCAGAGCUUGAUAUUCCGGUGUAGCCAGAGCCAGAUAUCUCUCAAGUCUACAUAAGUAGAUAACUGGAAGUAAAGAAGCCAUCCAUCAAACAUCAUCUAGCAAAGGUAAACUGCUCUUGUCUCAGCUUAGGUCUGAUUUCCCCUUUUGUAUGUGGUUCUGCAUGCUAUGAAAAUUAACACUAGAAAACACAGAACAAACUGAUGAUCUAUUGCCCAGUUAGGAUUUCAACACUUUCAGAAGAUAAAAAAAGAACUUUGUUUUUGUGCUGCACAUUAACUUUGAUCAUUUUAUGUAUGUUGUAAGAUUUGCACUGACAUGGUCUCUCCUUUUCUUGAAUCUAGCUUAAAUCAUGCAUCGCGACCUGUUACGCUUCAUAUGCAUCAGUUUCCCAAAUUUGAGGUUGGAACCUUUGAUGAAUGCCUAUAUUAGGAACCAGUUGCGGCUUGCGUCCACUACUUAUGUUGUGGCUUUCGUUUGCUAUUUUCCCUUGCUCUGGCUACAUGUCUCCUGGUGCGUUGGCCCGUUACCAAAGCCUAGCUUCAACUGGAGCCAAAUUCGUAGAGCCGGGGCCUAUGUCAAAACAGCUGUUCUCAUCAUCAUAGCUUAUGCAACUUUACUUGUGGUAAACACAAGAUAUAUCAGUCUAGUCAUCAUUCCCAUCAUCGUGCUUGUUUUCAUUGGAGCACUGUUCGUAAUGGUGUCGCUGAAGGGCUGCAUGGAAAGCGAUGAAGACAACCCUAAUGAGGCUAACAAAGCCGAUGACAUCGUUGCUGCUUCCAAAGAGGAUGGUAAUGGUGGCGCCGGUGACAAAGACAACGAGCUGUUUUUAACAGCGGUACUACCCGGCUGGGUACUAUGCUGCAUGGGGCAUUUUAAUGUUGACAACCUGGUGGUCUCACAGUUCCUUCUCUUCCUCACCUCCACGCUGGGUGAGCUUACAAUGAUGAUGGCGAGGCUUCCUUCCCAAGUAGCGCCGGCGUUCGAGGUUAUUCGCAGGGCCUGCCUCGUGGUGGUGUUGGUCACAGCGCACACCAUGGCAGUGGAGCUCAUGGGGGAUGACGUGAUGCUGGUCUGCACGCCGGAGCUCGUCGCGGUGGUAGUAUGGUUCAGUAUCCAGUUGGGCUUGGGCCACGGUGGCUCUAUUACCGUCAGUGUCAUUGAGGCCACCUCACACAAAUCUGGCACCGUCGUCCUUGGUGUGGUGGCUAUCCUGGCUUACCUAGCGGCCUCCACGGAUGAGUCCGAGGGGGAGAUGAAUCUGCUCUCCAAGUACAUGUCCGCCUUGGUUGCUUGUGCCUUUUCAGUUAUUCUGCCAUCCCUUUGUGUGUUUGCGCUGCGUCAGUGGCCGGGCAAAACUCCGCUUUCACAAACUACUGCCGCGCGGUCGUCGGAAUUGGAGGGGGCUAUCCGGCUGUUAAGCUUCUGCCGAGAUAUUUCGUUCAAAGCAGCAGCUAUGUAUCUAGUAGUUACGCCAUUGGUUGAUGUGCGGCUACGUCUGCAAGUGCAAGGACUAGCAGCCGAGAUAUUGAAUAAACUAAGCCAGUAAUUAGUCUUCUCGUAACUUUGUAAAUUGUGAUGCAGCUCGAGUUUGACUUGUAAUGUUAUGGGACUAAUAUGUCAAUUGAGAGGGCGAUGAACCUACCUCAA
This is a messenger RNA of Phragmites australis (common reed), 1995 nucleotides long. RefSeq lists its product as uncharacterized. The record is from RefSeq and is a predicted model, not a curated record. The transcript is spliced from 3 exons. Bases 698 to 1894 code for a protein of 398 amino acids. Lineage: Eukaryota; Viridiplantae; Streptophyta; Magnoliopsida; Poales; Poaceae.